AUUUCUCUCAAUCGACACGCACACUCGCACACUUCAUUCCUCACAGUCUCUCCCUCGAGCAAAAUAAAAAAAAUGGGUCAGAUUCAGUACUCUGAUAAAUUCUUCGAUGAUACUUACGAGUACAGGCAUGUUGUUCUUCCUCCUGAAGUGGCCAAACUUCUACCAAAGAAUCGCCUCCUCUCUGAAAAUGAAUGGCGUGCUAUCGGGGUACAACAGAGUCGUGGUUGGGUCCAUUAUGCUAUUCAUCGCCCUGAACCUCACAGCAUGCUCUUCAGGAGGCCUCUCUACUAUCAGCAGCAGCAGGAGAAUCAGGCUCAGCAAAAUUUGCUUGCCAAGUAAUGAUAGUAGUGUUUCGUAA
Molecule: messenger RNA, 358 nt
Organism: Hibiscus syriacus
Lineage: Eukaryota; Viridiplantae; Streptophyta; Magnoliopsida; Malvales; Malvaceae
Product: cyclin-dependent kinases regulatory subunit 1-like
Exons: 4
Coding region: 73-339 (88 amino acids)
Biological process (GO): regulation of mitotic cell cycle
Cellular component (GO): cyclin-dependent protein kinase holoenzyme complex; SCF ubiquitin ligase complex
Molecular function (GO): histone binding; protein kinase binding; ubiquitin binding
Source: RefSeq, a predicted model, not a curated record